UGGUUUUAUCGAUCAUAGCAGAAUCGAUGGACUUAACUACACAGACGAAAUAGACUGUGAAGAAGAUUGGCCUUGUAACAAUGCAUAUACACGAUGUGAUGGAAAAUGGAAUUGUCGCAAUGCAAUCGAUGAAGCUAACUGUCCUUAUAAUCCAUGUCGUCCAAAUGGUCGUCCUUGCAUAUUACCAUUUAGUCACAAUUUUACUUGCUUACCUCUAUCACGAAUCAAUGACGGUCGUAUUGAUUGCGUAGGUGGUUAUGAUGAACAAGAUCGCUGUGAACCACAGCUGCAAUCAUUACUACGUAAAACUUAUCGUUGCUUUAAUGAGACACAGUGCAUCUAUAUGUAUGAGAUGUGUGCUUCAAACGUACCACAUUGUUCAUCAGGAGAUGACCAAGAUCUAUGGUGUAAAAAGCUAAAUUUAUCAGAUGUUGUAGAUUAUUCGGAUAUUUUUCAACAAUCACGCGAUUUCGAUUAUCACUUCUAUGACUAUCAACUAAAUUUUGGCCUACAGAAAGAUUCUUUUGCCUAUUUUACAUUGAAAAAUCAUCUUCUCUAUCCUUUUCCUAUUGAGACAAUUACCAACGAGUAUAAUUCUAUCGCAGCAACAACUGUGGAAUCUGUUCAUUCUAACCCAUUUGAUUUCAAAUGGCAUUUGGAAUCGAAUAGUCAUGGUUUAAGUUCAAUUUGUAAUCGUGGAAUUCCGAUCUAUGUGAAUAGUUUCUCAGAAAAUUCUUGUUUAUGUCCACCAGCCUAUUUCGAACAUCGAUGUGAAUAUCAAAAUCAACGAAUUAGUCUUACAUUACGGUUUCGAACAGUUGACUUGCGAGCAGUAUUCAAUUUUGUUAUCAUGCUUAUUGAUGAAAGUACAAACAUUCAUUCGUCGGAACAACUUGAUUAUGUGUCCGUACGUGAUUGUUCGAAAAAAUUCAAUUUCUAUCUUCUCUAUUUGACGCGACCAAAAAAUGCCAGCCGAACUUAUUAUUUACGUAUUGAUACAUAUAAUAAAGAAAAAAUGAAAUAUUAUGUUAGUAUGAUCUAUCCUAUUCAAUAUUCAUUCUUACCAGUACAUCGUCUUUCACUACAAGUCGAUGUUUCAGUACCAAAAGUUACAGGCAAAUCGAAAAUUUGUCCUUUAAAAUGUUUGCAUGGACAAUGUAGACAUUUUUCCAAUUCCGAUCAAUACUUCUGUCAAUGUUCUGAGAGUUAUUCUGGAAUGUUAUGUACAAUAAAGAAUUCAUGUGAUUGUUCAUCAGAUUCGAUUUGUAUUGGAGUUGUAAACAAUCGAUCAAUAUGUGUUUGUCCUCUUGAUAAAUUUGGACCACGUUGUUAUCUGAAGAGGAUAGCUUGCGUCUCGAAUCUGUGUUCUAAUAAUAGUCGAUGUAUUCCUCGUGAUGAGAAAAACUUCGAAAUGGAAUACUUUUGUCUUUGUUCUCAAGGUUACAUGGGUUCAAGAUGUGAAAGUCUCGAGACAAAAAUCGAAUUUCAUUUUUCUAAAACGAUAUCCAUUCCACAAACGAUUUUCAUUCAUUUUAUCUCUAUUCCACCAAAACCUAACUCACCUCUAAGAAUACCUCCUUCUGAUCCAACACAGAUAACUAUGAUGUCAAAAUUAAAGUUUCAUGAAAGUUCAACUAUUGUUUAUUAUGGAGGAGCAUUCCAUCUAGUAUUUCUAGAAUUUCAUCAACAAUAUUAUCUUGCUUUACUUCAACAUAAUUUUACAUCAGCAAUGAAUGUUUCAACGACAAAUAUUCCUGAACAUCGAUGGUAUAAUUAUUGUGAAAAUAAUGGUCAAUGUUUUCAAGACAAUAAUACUUGUCCAACAUCAUCGGCAUGUUUGUGCAAAGAAUGUUAUUAUGGUAGUCGACGUCCAUUUACUACAACAGGAUUUGGCCUAUCACUCGAUGAUAUUCUUGGUUAA
This is a messenger RNA of Rotaria sp. Silwood1, 1921 nucleotides long. The record is from the annotation of a GenBank genome assembly. Lineage: Eukaryota; Metazoa; Rotifera; Eurotatoria; Philodinida; Philodinidae.